AUGAGUAACGAUGAUGCGGUUGGGACACUUCGUGAACAGGUGCAGCGCCCGGGCCCUAUAACCUUAGUUGUAGCGAAAUGCUGGGAUCCCAUUCCCAGAGGCCGCUACUUUACGAUUCCUCGGCAAGAACCAGUCCGCCCCAUUGACCCCCGUGCCUGGGUCUUACACACCAACGCCAUGACAUCUGUUACAGUGGGGAAUGACCCUCAGUUGAUGCUUAACGGGUCUCCUAUGACCGGCCCUUCUUCCGGGGGGGAAUCUAGCUCGACACUGAGCCCGUCUGGAGCCGCUGACCUCACCCCAGACAUGAGUAUGGGCAUUCUCACGUCGGGCCAAACUUCAAUGCCUUUGGGUACGAGCGCGGCUGCUUACAAUAUGGCUGCGCUGCUAGCCGCCUCUCAGCAACAGCAACGGAACCGGAGAGACUCCCAUCAGCCUCCAAUGCAGCAACUCCCUCCAUCCCAUUCGCAGCUGCCUCAUCCAAACUUCUAUCCCAUUCUUAACAUGAUGUUACCCCAGGGAUACACUCAACAAGUAUGUGGUGCAUGUUCCAGUUGUUGGCGUCACUCUCAUCAUGCUCUUCUUCUGUCUUGUCACAUUGGUCAAAAUUCAAGCGUCCUUCCAUUUCUGUCUCCACAUUGUGUUUGUUCUGUGCACAGUCUGGAAAUGACGUUUUAUGCUCCUCCCUCUAAGCUGGUGCCAAUGGUCAUUUAG
Messenger RNA from Dicrocoelium dendriticum, 714 nucleotides. The record is from the annotation of a GenBank genome assembly. Lineage: Eukaryota; Metazoa; Platyhelminthes; Trematoda; Plagiorchiida; Dicrocoeliidae.